AUUGCUUCAUGUGUUGAACUUUGACCCAGUCAGAAGGCGAAUGAGUGUAAUCGUCAGAUCAAUAUCAGGUGAAACGCUGCUUUUUUGUAAGGGAGCCGACUCCUCCAUCUUCCCCAGAGUCAAACAGGAGGAAGUUGAAACGAUACGCAUGCAUGUGGAGCGUAAUGCAACAGAUGGUUACCGGACACUGUGUGUGGCCUACAAACAUCUUACCGCUGAGGAGUAUGACCAGGUAGAUUCAGGAUUAAGGGAAGCUAGACUGGCUCUGCAGGACAGAGAGGAGAAGCUCAUGGCUGUUUACAACCAAGUGGAGACUGGAAUGAAUCUAAUUGGAGCUACUGCUGUUGAAGAUCG
Molecule: messenger RNA, 354 nt
Organism: Neolamprologus brichardi
Lineage: Eukaryota; Metazoa; Chordata; Actinopteri; Cichliformes; Cichlidae
Source: RefSeq, a predicted model, not a curated record